This is a messenger RNA of Cooperia oncophora, 210 nucleotides long. NCBI's taxonomy places the organism in Eukaryota, Metazoa, Nematoda, Chromadorea, Rhabditida, Trichostrongylidae. The record is from the annotation of a GenBank genome assembly.
AUGGAUAGAAUAGGUGCUAACCAAGAACAUUGGAGAGGAGUAUGGCCAGCAGCGCAAUACUUAGCGGAAUUUCUGUGCGGCAACUGUGGAAUUUUCGUUGGCAGUGUUUGCCUGGAACUGGGUGCAGGCACGGGUGUCGUUGGUCUGGCAGUUGCGAAACUUGGUGCUCGUAGCGUCAUCUUGACUGAUUAUCCCAGCAAAGAGGUAUAG